UUAAGCCAAAUAGGCUUGUUAGAGAUAAAUAGGCGUAGUAUCCUACAGGAUAUUUCUUUUAUUAUUAUUUAAUAUAUUUUGUAAUAUGUCUCUGAAUAUUCUUUAGAAUAUUCUGUACUUUCUUUAUUAUAAAUAACAUUGUCUACCUCACACACAAUUUGUCAAUUUGUAGUGAGAGUAUCCAAUCUUACAUGGUAUCAGAUUUUAGACUGAAACCCUAGUCUCCAAACCUACAUUGCCGCCACUUUCUUCUCUCCCUACUGUUUAUUUUCCAGUGCCGCUGUGCAGCUUUCUGCCACCUUCCUCUGAUUUCUACUCCGCCAAACCUUGUUUUCCGUGCGCUGCUCUCUCAUCGUCAGCCGCCAGCCGUCCGCUGUUGGGAUUCACGCCGGUUUGAAUUUCAUCACUUUUCUCUUCCAGCUUUGACUUUUGACCGCUUGCUUCUUUUCUGGAUCACCACCGUCAAUUGUUACUUUUAUUGGCUUCCUGGACAAUUGGUAUCUGCGCUGCACAAGCUUUAUUGGCUCCCUCUGGAUAACUUUCUUCCAAUUUUAUUUAUUUAUUAUUUCUGGCCAUUUUUCUCUUUGACCAGCGUUGAAGUUUUUUGGUCAUCUUUUAUUUAAGGCCUGAUUUGUUAUUACUCACCAUUGCCAUAUGUGAUUAGUUGGCAAUUUCCUCAUGGCUGAUAUUACUACUCCCACGAUGUCAUUUAACACUUUGGUGCAUAUGAUUACAGUGAAGCUCAAGCCAGAUAAUUUUCUUCUCUGGCGUAAACAGGUCACCGCUCUUCUUCAGAAUCAAAAUCUUUAUGACAUUGUUGAUCUUACAGUUGAUCCACCGCCGGAGUUUGUGCCACAGAUUGUUUCCCCUGGUUUGCGUAAUGUUGUUCCAGGUCCAAAUCCUUCUUGUGCUCAGUGGUAGGCUCGCGAUCGAAACGUCAAUAGUCUCCUUCUCUCAUCCCUGACUGAGGAAGCUUUAUCUGAGACUCUUAGUGCUAUCACUGCCCGGGAUGUUUGGCCUGCUCUACAUUCUACUUAUGCUUCACGCAGCAAGGCCCGUGAACUACGCCUUCGUGAUGAGCUCCAACUCAUGCGUCGUGGUUCCCUCUCCGUUUCUGAGUAUGGACAGAAAUUUCGCAAUAUUUGUGAUCAAUUGGCUGCUAUUGGUGCUCCUGUUGCUAAUGAUGACAAAGUUCACUGGUUUCCAGUUCGCUGGGAUCGUUCUUCUGAGUCUGCCAAUUUAGCUCAAUCAUUUGCUGCGGGUUGUUCGUUGGACAACUCAAACCGUUCCGACUGGUAUAUGGAUACAGGUGCCACCUCUCAUAUGACUCAUUCUCUAUCUCAACUGACGGACUCUCAGGACUACUCUGAACCGACAGACAGGCGCCGUUCUGGGAAGGGGCCGAUGUGAUAAAGGACUUUAUGUGCUUGACCAAGGAUCGCAGGCGCUGCUUACUACCAGUUCGCCAUUGCCUCAUGCCUCCUUUGAAUUGUGGCACUCACGUUUAGGACAUGUCAAUUUUGAAAUUAUUCAACAAUUGCAUAAACUUGGUUGUUUCAAUGUUUCAUCUAUUUUGCCUAAGCCUAUCUGUUGUACUUCUUGUCAGAUGACUAAG
Lotus japonicus is the source of this 1615-nucleotide messenger RNA. RefSeq lists its product as uncharacterized. The record is from RefSeq and is a predicted model, not a curated record. The transcript is spliced from 2 exons. The coding region runs from base 1090 to 1410 and encodes 106 amino acids. Lineage: Eukaryota; Viridiplantae; Streptophyta; Magnoliopsida; Fabales; Fabaceae.